Molecule: messenger RNA, 1915 nt
Organism: Pseudo-nitzschia multistriata
Lineage: Eukaryota; Bacillariophyta; Bacillariophyceae; Bacillariales; Bacillariaceae
Source: the annotation of a GenBank genome assembly
UUGAAUUUGGAGUAAUGUAAGAAUGCGAUCAUCAAUCUUCAUGGUUACGUACAGUACGUACGGUACUGACAAAUCCAUGACCCUCCGUCCCUCACUAAGUUUCUUUUCACUCCUAUGAUAUUGGCAUACUUACUUCGGUGUCUCGCGAAUUGAAUUGUUGUCGACGUAUCCGUCCGAAAGACAUUCGAAAAAUGAAGGCCUUUCCUAUCUUGACAGCUACCGCUUUCUGCUUUUCGUCCCCGUUCUUGCUCACUCUGGCUGCGGGUGAAUAUGUUGGAGGAACGUUGCACGAGACUCCCAUAGAUUUGGACGAUGAUUCAUUCCAAGCCGCGAUCGAAGAUUCGGCCAACCCAUUCUGGUUCCUUAAGUUCUAUGCCCCUUGGUGCGGCCACUGGUAGGUUCUCUUCUAUAUUUCAAUUGAUCUGUCUCUUCGGUUUUCAAUAGUUUAGGAUCUACAUUCUGUACUCUCACUACUUCUCGCGAUCUUUCCGUGACAACUGACGAAAUAUGACUCGCACCCAAACAGUAAAAAGAUGGCGCCUGUCUUAGACUCUGUAGCACCAAAACUGAAAGGAAAGAUGGCAAUCGGGAAAAUUGAUUGUACAAAACACAAGGCGGUCUGCAAAGAACACAAGGUCAGGGGAUUUCCAACACUUAUGUACUCUGUCGACGGAGAAGUGAUGGGGGAAUACUCGGGCGGUCGCGACGAACUCGAUAUCAUCAACUUUGCCCAAAAGAUGUCUGAACCAGCAGUCCAUGAAAUUCGUCGACUAGAGGAAGCCAAGAUAUUUGCGAAAAAAACUGCCAGCGAAGGGAUCGUUUUUCUUGGAAGUGGGAAAGCAGACUCGAGCCUGUGGAAGGUAUUCGAAAAGGUUGCAAGAAAAAUGCAGGCAAAUGCCUACUUCUUGUGGAUGGAACAGCUAGAAUCACCGACUGAUGAUGGGAAGGAUUAUUCAUAUGUCGAUCGAAUCGAGGAUGGAGUUCUAGAGCCCAGACGGUGGGAAACGACCGCGGCGGAUCUGACAGAGGAAAAUUUUUCGGCAUUUGUCAAGGAUCAAAACAUCCCAACUCUUACCAAUAUCACACCCCAAAACUUCAGGCGAAUUAGCAGAAACGGGCGCCCGCUCCUGAUGGCUAUUGUCGACAUGGAAAACGAUGAGCUUGUGAGCGGCAUCAGAGCGCACAUGAUGGAAUUCAUCUUGAGAGCACCCCAAGAAUACGUUGAACAACGGUAUUACGGACUCUUUGACGGCAAAAAGUGGCAAAAAUUUUUGAAACAGUUCGGUGUGAAACAAAAAGACAACCCUCAAUACUUAAUGAUUGCGCCUCUAGAUUCUCCUGGAGAAAAAACGUUCUGGAGGAAUGAGACGUACACAAAAUUUCCUGAGUUUCUGAAAGCAAUCGAAGAUGGAAGUAUUCCGCCUAGACACCCAGAGAAAAAGAAGCUUACUGAUGAUCCAUUUGGUUGGUUAACGGAGAAGUUUCAGCAGUUUUUUCCUUACAGUAUCAUUCCUAUUUUUAUCUUAACUGGCUUAAUUGUCUGGGCAAUCACUCCAUCGAUCGACGACUACGAAGACUACGAAAUCACCGAAGACCAAAAAAUGACGGAAGAGACAAAGAAAAACAAAUAAUGAUUGAAUGAUUUUCAGAUACGAAGUAAAGUACUUCUAAAAGGAGAACUACUAGCAUUACCACGGUCCGUUCAAAUUCUUGCACCUGGUGGCCGAGAUUGAAAUUGUUGUCAGUUAAACAAUACUUCUAGUUACUACUUUGAGUACAAGGAACCUUCUUGUUCCAAACGUCAUUUCUUUUAUAGAAGAGUUGCUUCCACCAGUUCCAUUCAUCUCCUCUGGCACAUUGCUACUGAAAUUUUAUAGAAAAUUAAUAUGAAUGAAAAUAUAUGCAGGAGGUACAU